GCAGAGCAGGUUUUGGUUUGCAAACAGUUCCUCUCCCAGCUAUCACAGCUCUUCCGAAAAACAGAGGAAAAGACGCGGAGGCAGCAGAGAGCAGAAGGACUAAAGAUGAAGUUGAAUGGCGCAUAUGUAGGCCUGGCCGGGCCCGGGGCAGACGAUGUAAGCGAUGCUGCGUGUAUGUGAAGCCUGGUGGGAAGCAGCAAGGAUGAGGACGUAACGUAAGGUCGACAGAGAGGAGCGCACAUGCUCGGACGGUAUCCCUCCUGACUGGACGCACGGACUAACCGGCCCAUGUCACCGCUGCGGGCAGUGGAUACGCUGUUUUCUCUGGGACGCUUUAAGAGUCUGCGGCCUGCUCGGCUCUACUGCAAUGCCACACAGGGGAGAGGAGGGAGAGGUGGAGGGGAGAAGACGGAGAAGUGGAAGCUAUAAAGGCGAACGAGUUUAGUAAAAAUGUGAGGAUUUAAAAGAGGGAAAAUAACCACAUUUGUGUGCUUGUGUUUCAAUCGGACUGCAUGGAAGAAUGGCACAAGUUGUAGGCCUGCUCGUGUGAGUUGCAGUGGCUUGUGAGCAGCAUGGGCUGAAAAAGACACGACCGACAACAACAAUCAUUGCAUCAUGGCCGAAACAUCAAAUGAGGUGAGUGAGGUAGAUGUGAUUGAGUAAGGGCUUGUCAAUUCUUUCUGCUGACAAAGUUCCUGGACUUACUGGACUGUAGUGCGCACCAUGGGACGUUGCGCAGGAAAUAUUGCACCGGCCAGUGGAGAGUUUUUGGCGCAUAACUGUGACAGAAUGGAGAUCUGAUGCCAGAUUUGGUCUCCCCCUCUGCUCUGCUGUGAUUCUGCCCACACAACUUGUUUCGUGAAACAUCUUCCAGCAUCUUUCACACACACACAAACACAGACCAGCCAAACAAUGCCUUCCCCGUCAGACUCCAGCAGUGUGGCUUCAGCCUCCGGGUCUCGCGGUUGGUCGGACAGCCGUAGAGGCAUGUCUGGCCGGGGGCCUGGGGGGGCACGCGUGCUCCUGUACCUGGGGCUGUGCCACCUGGGCCUGGGAGCCAUGGUGCUGGCCUUCUCCUUCACAAGCAUGGCCUUCACCUCCUCUGCUCGUGUGAGGCAGUCCUGCCCAUUCUGGGCUGGCUUCUUUGUGGUGGCAUCAGGAAUAGUAGGAAUAAUCUCAUGGAGGAGACCUCUAACACUGGUGGUGUCACUGUUCAUGCUGCUGUCUGCAGUGUGUGUGAUCCUCAGCCUGGCAGGCUCUAUGCUCUCCUGCCAGAAUGCACAGAUGGUCAAGUCUAUGCUUACCUGCCAGGUGGAGAAUGGCCUGUGUGUGUGCUGUGCACCAACCCACCCCUGCUCCAUGGAGGAGGAGGAUAGCCUGGUCCUUUACCUGAAUGUGGACUGCCACUCAGUCAGACAUCAGCUAAAAGACCUUUUAUUCAGUGCAUGUGGUCUCAGCAUUCUCUCCACCAUCAUUUGUACGCUGUCCACUGUGACUUGCAGUAUCCACAUAUUCUCCCUGGACCUCGUCCACCUGUUGGCCCCACACCGUUCCCGGUCCGUUAACCCAGAAUGCACCACUCCUCAGGAUGCUUUCCUGACCAACAUCAUGGACUUCGAGGAGUUCGUUCCCCCCAUCCCUCCACCCCCCUACUAUCCUCCUGAAUACACCUGCAGUUCAGAGACAGAUGCUCAGAGCAUCACCUACAAUGGCUCCAUGGAGAGCCCUGUUCCUUUAUACCCCACUGACUGCCCCCCUCCUUAUGAAGCUGUGAUGGGACAAAGAGCUGUCAGCCAGGCAACAGUGUUUGACCCUCAUGGCACUGAGCUGUCUGGAGAGAGAGGAACCUCUACAGCCUUCAGUGGUGAAGUGUCUAUGGACAGCGGAUCUCUGUUAAUGUCAGAGAUAGUGGACAUUCCUGAUGAUUCCUCCCCCUCCGAGGAUUCCUGUCUCAUGGAGGUUGGGCUGAGACAUCAGGGGGAGAGGAGCAACAGGACCAGUAGUGAGGGAGGGGAUGCAGGAGAGUACAUAAGCUUUCGUGGACCAGCAUCUCAAACGCCAGAGAGUCCUCUAGCAGGAGGACCGAGAGCCAAGCGAUUCAUUAAAGGGGAGAGGUCCAACUCCUGCUCCUCACCCAGCACAGCUAGCAACACAUACAGGUCACCUGUACUCCACCGCCAGGCCAUGCUAGCGAGUAGCUGCUCCCAGCUGGAAGCAAUAGGAACUUCCACUAAUCAACAACGAUCCUCCAUCCCAGAAAUUCGGGUUCGCCCUUCCACUCCGUCAAGCCAAGGUGCUGCCCCACCCUAUUCUGCUCCCUUUGCUUCAUCCACCUCGGUUGCCACUGAGGCUGGAAAUAGGCCACUGCUUCUAAACCAGCCUCUUUACCUGCGACGACUGGCAGGGAGAGGGGAAAAAGCUGGAGAGAACGUGAGUAGUGAAGGCUUCCUACGCCUUGUCAGGUCACACAGUGAGCCUGGCCUCAGCUCCUCUACAGACACAGUUGACUUCGGCUCUGGGGGCAGCAAAGCAUCUCCUGACACAGGCCCAUCCUCUGAGGCGUGUCUGUUACCCCAUAUUUCUUCACCUCCUGCUGCAGCUCUGCCCAGCAAAGGAAGUGUGAAAACAGCUGCCACAGGGGUGCAGGUCCCACCUAAACCUGCACCCACCUCACCAGUUCGUUUACCUAAAGACUGCCACCGUUCCCUCGCAGACCUAAAGGUUACUCGAGCGCUGGUGGCUCGCUUCCUCCAUCGCUCCAAACGUAAUCUAGCACCCUCGUCCGAACCUGCUGGGAACACCGUACAGGGACCGAAGAGGAGGAGUGGAACUGAGGCUGAUGCCACCAGCCACCUGCCCUUUGAACAAGUGUAUCGGACCCCUUGGAGCACUAGCCGAGGACACUCCACCCAUCACUCUCACCAACCUCAUCACCGUGGACACCACCACUCCCAUAGUGACAGCCGACACAACCGGCAUCGCAGCAGCCGGGCACCUGAGGGGAUCCACCUGCGCAGUUGUGGAGAUUUAAGCUCCUCCUCAGCGUCACUGCGGCGAUUGAUGACACCUCAUCCACCACACGGGUCAUCAGGCACUCUCUAUUCAGAGUCUGCACUGUGAAGGGGAGACGAGGCGACGGAGGGACAGAUGAAUGAAGAAGGAGGCACGCAGCAUGGCUGUGGUGAAAAUAGGAAGGGUUUUGGGGAGAAAAAAAACAUAAAAAAAGGGAUGUAAAAGUCUGCCCUCCUUUUUUUCCCCCCUUGGUCUCCUUCGUUGCCUGAAGCCAACUGUGCAGAUGGUAUUAUUUAGUGGUGCCACCAACAAGCAGUGGCUACAAGAUGCUUAUUUCUGACCAGCAUGGUCUCUUUUCAGUCAGAACACGCCAUGUAUUGUCCUACCAGAUUGCCAGAAGCAUCUCUAACCUUGUCCUCCUUUCAGACGUCAUCUGAAAAAAAACGCUAAAAACUGGACACAGAACUCAACUACUUAGCAACCACUUACAUGUAUAUCAGCCUAUUAACAAAAUAUGCGUUCCAAAAUGCUUUUGGCCCAGUUGUACAUUUCAGUUAAUCCACUACAUCACUCCUGUGAAGUGAUUAUGGAAACCCUUCUCUUGUCUUCCAUUCUUAAGAUUAAAUGCAUCGGUUAACAUAGUCUGCUCAGUAAAAUAAAAACAAAAAACAAAAAAAAAAACGAAGGUUCCACAUGAGGACAAUGCUAUGUAUUUUUUUCUAAUGCAGAAUCCUACUUUAUUUUUCACCUACAUGAUGGCCUUCACAAAAUAAGGCAGCCAGCAUUUCUAACACAGACAUGAAUGCACGCCACAGAUGCACAUUCAGCCUUUGAAAUGUAUUUUCUGUGGGUCGGUGGGUAGGUGGGAGACUGGACUCGGUGCUUUAAUUUGUGUGUGUGCAUGUUUUGCUACAACUCUGAUGCAGCAGGAAUCGUGUGCAUUCAAUCCUGCUGAUUUGUUUCAAUAAGUAACAAGUGCUCAGAAUGUCUUUGUCUGCAUGUUUGCUUCUCUACUUUUUCCUCUUGCACACAAGUUCUACUAUAGUAGCCACUUGAAAUGUAUCUGAUUAAAUAGUUAGUUGAAAAACCAA
Molecule: messenger RNA, 4103 nt
Organism: Cololabis saira (Pacific saury)
Lineage: Eukaryota; Metazoa; Chordata; Actinopteri; Beloniformes; Belonidae
Gene: entrep3
Product: family with sequence similarity 189 member B
Exons: 15
Coding region: 913-3120 (735 amino acids)
Cellular component (GO): membrane
Source: RefSeq, a predicted model, not a curated record